Messenger RNA from Etheostoma spectabile (orangethroat darter), 6094 nucleotides. RefSeq names its product insulin-like growth factor 1b receptor (gene igf1rb). Gene Ontology annotation, cellular component: plasma membrane; axon; insulin receptor complex. The record is from RefSeq and is a predicted model, not a curated record. Gene Ontology annotation, biological process: positive regulation of phosphatidylinositol 3-kinase/protein kinase B signal transduction; positive regulation of kinase activity; protein autophosphorylation. Gene Ontology annotation, molecular function: insulin receptor substrate binding; insulin receptor activity; phosphatidylinositol 3-kinase binding. Lineage: Eukaryota; Metazoa; Chordata; Actinopteri; Perciformes; Percidae.
ACCCGUCCAGCUAGCUGUCGACGGAGGCCGACAGAUAACCAAAGGACUUGACUUGACUCGGAGCAAUUAGGUCAAACCCUCUAUUAUCCACCGAUACUCCUGAAUUACUCCUACCAACACAACGCGGUGUGUGUGUGUGUGUGCGCAUGAUGCGCGUCUGAGGGAGGAGGAGGAGGAGGAGGCUGCGGUCUGAAACUACAUGUUAUCCUGGAAUAUAUAUCGAAACCAACGUGGUGUCGUCCCCACCAGGAGGCUGUGCUUUGCUUUAACAUGUUCCUGUAUGUCCCAGACAGCCUCUGCCCAUCGGCGGUCUAAGGGGGGGGGGGGAGGUUGAUCCGUUAUCUGCCUCCCGACGGUCAGUGGUUUUCCUCCAGGUAUGGAGUGUGAAGAUGCGGAUUACAGAGGAGUCCCUGCCGCUAGUUUAACCGCAUUAGUUGCAUUGUGCAGGAAUAAAACAGAACUAUGAAUACAUUUGUAGCCAGAGGAAUACGUUGGUGAUUUUGGAGCAGAAUUGGACUUCCAUUAGGAAACGAGAGAAAGCUACCCUGCUAGCCUAUUAGCUCCAUUAGCUGGCUAACUGCUAAAAGGGGCUGACUGGAGAUUUAAAAGCGUUUCAAUAAUUCUGAGCAGGGUUUGCCCAAGUUUCCUCCCCUCUAGCUACAUUUCUUUACAGGAUUUGGGAGGAUUUACACAUCCAGGAAUGAGGUCUGGAACGCAAUGGAGCCGCUUGACCUUGUUUUGGGGUCUGAUGCUGGGUCUGUCGUCCUGCCUCCGGCCCGCCACCGCAGAGGUCUGUGGUCCCAGCAUCGACAUUGGGAACGACAUUACUGAAUUCCGGCGUCUAGAGAACUGCACCGUGGUGGAGGGCUACUUGCAGAUCCUCUUGAUCGGUGACAAAAACAGCAACAACAUCAACCAGGAAGUCUUCCGCUCCCUCAGCUUCCCCAAGCUGACGGUGAUCACAGACUACCUGCUGCUGUUCCGAGUGUCCGGCCUGGACAGUCUGAGCACGCUCUUUCCCAACCUCACCGUCAUACGCGGCCGCAACCUCUUCUACAACUACGCCCUCGUGAUCUUCGAGAUGACCAGCCUUAAGGACAUUGGGCUGUACAACCUGAGAAACAUCACCCGUGGUGCCAUCCGCAUUGAGAAGAACCCCGAGCUCUGCUACUUGGACUCCGUAGACUGGUCCCUCAUCCUCGAUGCAGAGUUCAACAACUACAUCGCUGGCAACAAGCAGUCCAAGGAGUGCAGCGACGUUUGUCCAGGCAUCAUGGAGAACAACCCUCAGUGCAGAAAGACCAUGUUCAACGACAACUACAACUACCGCUGCUGGAACUCCAAUCACUGCCAGAAAGAAUGCCCAGAGAAGUGCGUACGGCGAGUGUGCACUGCGGACGGCGAGUGCUGCCACCCUCAGUGUCUGGGAAGCUGCACACUUCCUGGUAGUGACACAGCAUGUGCAGCUUGUGUGCACUACUACCACCAAGGACGCUGCGUGGCCGACUGCCCUCCCGGCACCUACAAGUUUGAGGGCUGGAGAUGCAUCAGUGCCGAGCUUUGCUCCAAAGUCCACCUCCCCGACUUCAACAGCUUUGUCAUCCACGGCGGAGAGUGCAUGUCUGAAUGCCCACAUGGGUACACACAGACCAAACCCAACAGUAUGUUCUGUACAGCCUGUGAUGGUCUGUGUGAUAAAGUAUGUGAGGAGAAGGUCAUCGACUCCAUGGAUGCCGCUCAGUCUCUCAAAGGCUGCACUGUUAUCAAAGGCAACCUGCAUAUCACCAUCCGCAGAGGCCACAACAUGGUGGCGGAGCUGGAGAGUUUCACAGGUUUGAUCCAGAGGGUGACCGGUAAUGUGCGGAUCAGACAUUCCCACACUCUGACCUCCCUGGCCUUUCUCCGCAGCCUCAGAUACAUCGACGGAGAAGAGCUACAGGACGACGUGUAUGCCUUCUUGGCAGUUGACAACCAGCAGCUCCAGUAUCUUUGGGACUGGAAGCAGCAUAACCUCACCAUCAAGGCAGGAAAGCUGUUCUUCAGAGCCAACCCAAAGCUCUGCAUGUCCGAGAUCCGUAAAAUGUGGGAGAAGACGGCCAUCCAGGGCCGUUUCGAUGAGAGCGAUUUCCAAAACAACGGCGACAGAGCCAGCUGUGAAAGUACAAUCCUGACAUUCAAGUCCAACAGCACCAGCAGUACGAGGAUCAAACUGACCUGGCAGCGCUACCGCCCCCCUGACUACAGAGACCUCAUCAGCUUUAUCGUGUACUACAAGGAGGCGCCGUACCAGAACAUCACAGUGUACGAUGGGCAGGACGGCUGUGGCUCCAACAGCUGGACUAUGGUGGAUGUGGAGCUGAGGCCAGACAAGGACUCAGACCCCGGAGUCCUGCUGUCCAGCCUCAAACCCUGGACGCAGUACGCUGUCUUUGUAAAGGCCAUCACACUCAUGGUGGAAGACAAACAUUUGCCGAGUGCCAAGAGCCAGGUGGUCUACAUCCGCACAAGCCCUUCAGCGCCCUCCAUGCCUCAGGAUGUGCGAGCGUACUCUAACUCAUCUACACAGCUGGUGGUGCGUUGGUCGCCCCCUAUCUCACCAAAUGGAAACCAAACUUACUACCUGGUCCGAUGGCAGCAACAAGCUGAGGACCGAGAGCUGUAUCAGCACAAUUACUGCUCUAAAGAGCUGAAGAUCCCCAUAAGGAUUGCUGCCAUGGGUGUGGGAGACCAGGAAGAAGACACCAAGCCCACUAAGCCAGAUGCCGAUGGUCCAGACAAAGGCCCCUGUUGCCCCUGCCCCAAAUCAGUUGAGGUCCUGGAGGCCGAAGCUGCUGACGCCUCCUACAGAAAAGUCUUUGAGAACUUCCUGCACAACUCCAUUUUUACACCAAGGCCACCAGACCGUCGCCGUAGAGAUCUCUUUGGCAUAGCCAACUCCACCCACCCCCGCCACAACCGGCUGCACACCAACAGCAGCUCCAUCCCUCCUGUCCAAGCCACUGGUAACAGCAGCACCGCAGACUUGGAGCCAGCCGACAAAGAGUACGAGUUUGUGGAGCAAGCAGUGACGGAGCGUGAGCUGCAGAUCUCUGGCCUGCAGCCAUUCACAGUUUACCGCAUCGACAUUCACGCCUGCAAUCGACAGGUCCAGCGCUGCAGCGCCGCAGAGUUUGUCUUCUCCAGAACCAAGCCUGCAGAAAAGGCUGAUGACAUACCUGGCCAUGUGACCUGGGAGGGCCAUGAGGACUGGGUAUUUCUGCGCUGGCCAGAGCCUCUCCACCCCAACGGACUCAUCCUCAUGUAUGAGAUCAAAUUCAAACUGGCUGCUGAGAACGAGAAGCACGAAUGUGUCUCGGGCCAGAUGUAUCAGGCCCAGCGUGGCGUUCGGCUGUCCAACCUUAGUCCAGGGAACUAUUCAGUCAGAGUGAGAGCCACAUCACUGGCUGGCAACGGCUCCUGGACACCCCCUCUGGACUUCUAUGUGGCUGAACGAUAUGAAAACGUCUUCUACGCAAUGAUCUUUGUUCCUAUCGCCAUCAUCCUCGUCAUCUGCCUUUUUGUCUCAAUGCUGGUGGUCCUCAGCAGGAAAAGGAACAGUGAUCGGCUUGGAAAUGGAGUCCUGUACGCUUCAGUCAACCCAGAGUACUUCAGCGCUGCAGAAAUGUAUGUACCAGAUGAAUGGGAGGUGGCACGGGAGAAGAUCGCCCUGAGUCGUGAGCUCGGCCAGGGGUCCUUUGGCAUGGUGUACGAGGGCUUGGCAAAGGGCGUGGUAAAAGAUGAGCCAGAGACACACGUCGCCAUUAAGACUGUCAACGAGUCGGCCAGCAUGAGGGAGAGAAUAGAGUUUCUCAAUGAAGCCUCUGUCAUGAAGGAGUUCAACUGUCACCACGUGGUUCGUCUCCUGGGAGUGGUUUCUCAGGGCCAACCCACCCUGGUCAUCAUGGAGCUGAUGACGCGAGGGGACCUGAAGAGUUACUUACGCUCCCUGCGACCUAAAGAGCAACAGUGGUCGAGCCUGUCUCUCCCUCCUCUGAAGAAGAUGCUUCAGAUGGCCGGGCAGAUCGCUGACGGCAUGGCUUACCUCAACGCCAACAAGUUCGUCCACAGAGAUCUGGCAGCCAGGAACUGCAUGGUGGCCGAGGAUUUCACUGUUAAGAUAGGAGACUUUGGCAUGACCAGAGACAUCUAUGAGACGGACUACUACCGUAAAGGUGGUAAGGGUUUGCUCCCAGUCCGCUGGAUGUCGCCUGAGUCCCUCAAGGACGGAGUCUUCACCACCACCUCGGAUGUCUGGUCUUUCGGGGUUGUACUGUGGGAAAUUGCCACCCUGGCAGAACAGCCCUACCAAGGUCUGUCCAAUGAGCAGGUGCUCCGCUUCGUCAUGGAGGGGGGGCUGCUGGAGAAACCACAGAACUGUCCUGACAUGCUGUUCGAGCUGAUGCGAAUGUGUUGGCAGUACAACCCUAAGAUGCGUCCUUCCUUUCUGGAGAUCAUCAGCAGCCUGAAGGACGAGCUGGACCCGUCUUUCAGAGAGUCGAGUUUCUUCUACAGCACCGAUAACAAGCCGCCCGAUGCUCCGCAGCUCCACCUGGACAAUAUGGAUGAGAUUCCUCUGGAGCCCCCUUCUUCCACACAGUCACAGCAACCCCCAGUCCCCCAACAGACCCCACCCUCCCCUAGCUCAGAGGCUCCGCCGGCCCCCUUUAGCCCCAGCUCCCCCUCUCCCUGUACGUCGACUGCUGCUAUGGACAAGCAGCCCUCCGGCCAGCAGGCAACCAACGGGCUGUCAGGGGCGGGGCUUGCAGCAGGGUCAGGGGCGGGACGGCCAUCUCUGGACGAACUGCCGCCGUACGCACACAUGAACGGAGGGCGCAAAAACGAACGUGCCAUGCCCCUCCCGCAGUCAUCUGCUUGCUGAUUGGACAGUGACACCCCACCAGACUGCAACCCCUGCCACCUUUUUUUCUGCAGAACCUGAUGUCUCAGUUGGUCUUUUUUAUUUUCUUCUUAUUGUUUUUUUUAAUCACAUACAGUAAAACCAUGUCCACCUAGGUGUGGCUACUCAGUGCGGAGCGAAGACUCACAGGGACGUGGAGAAAGCUGUCACUAGGUCACCAUGUUCUGCUGUACCUCGACAAACCCUUUUCAUGUUGUAGUUUCGGUUUCUACCAGCUGGCUGCCACGUGGGACGCUGCCUGGCUGCUGAGUGGGAGGACCAGUAAGACAUCAUUUGGUGGAGAUCUCUCGCUCUCUUGCUCUCUUUAUGGCUGAACUUAUUUUACAAAUUGUUGUUUGUUACUUUUGUAUAAAAAAUUUCAAAUGGGGGGGAAAACAAAAUGUGUAGGCCUUUUACAAAUGACCACUGUCGUGUAGAAAAUGUGUAUCUAGUGAAGAAGCACUUCAGAGAGGUCAGCAGUAGUCCUGUUGCUCUGCAGGCUGGGUGGCAACAGCCAAUCCACUGGAACUAACAACCGGAGGGAGAAAGGUCAAAUCUGCCAAAAUUGUUGCCAAAAUUGUACUUUUUGUCAAAUUCUCUUUACUGCAGUAUUGCCCUGUAAUGCUCCAACACACCGGAUUGAAAGCACUUUGUAUUGCUACCACAUCAUUCUUAAAAUCUGUGAUCAAAAGGGAAAUGAAGCUCCCUCUCCAGUCCUCCACUACUCCUCUACAGCUACUCUAUCAAAAUGACGUUGUGGACCCUGAAAUUGAGCCACAUCCUCUUCUCACACAAGUGCCGUUCUGUUACGGUUUAAAAGCCAAAUCCAAUCAAUAAAGAAGCAAAAAAAAGAAAUACAUUGAAGCAAGGACUGCAGAGGCAUAAAGACAUAAAGAUAUGAACACUAGAUCUUAAUGUCUCCUGGUCGGGGUUUGCCCCGAGUUCAGAGGUUUUGGUUUUGUUGUAUUUUUUGGACUAGUCAUUAGUCUCCAACAUUUACAACAUCUAUACGCGGGCAGAGCUGUCAUGUACACACCAGUUGUUUGUGUCACUUUUCUAACUUUUAUAUGGUUGGAGACAUUCAUCAUGUACAGAAAGAAGCUGCUAUUCCUUAUUUCUCUUAUGGUUGUAAUAUAGUUGAUAUCUAUAUAUAAAAAG